Mobula hypostoma (lesser devil ray) is the source of this 3600-nucleotide messenger RNA. It is a transcript of the gene bmper, whose product is annotated as BMP binding endothelial regulator. Lineage: Eukaryota; Metazoa; Chordata; Chondrichthyes; Myliobatiformes; Myliobatidae. The transcript has 15 exons. Bases 866 to 2887 code for a protein of 673 amino acids. Gene Ontology annotation, molecular function: protein binding. The record is from RefSeq and is a predicted model, not a curated record. Gene Ontology annotation, cellular component: extracellular region.
UUCACUAAGUGCAUUUGAACCAAGCAAAAAUAAUCUGGAAGUCUGGUAAAGGAUCUUUUGCAAUAAAUAAAGUCAGUAGAACUAUUUCACUGCCCGGUUCACGGCUGCAGUUUAAGUGUAACACUUUUGCCUGCGAGUUUCACUGAGGUAGUUUAUUUGCAACUUUCACAUUCGCUGUAAGUUUCACUGCUACUUCUCUCAAACUUCACAUUUCAAUGCAGGAGGUUCUGCUGCAUGUUUACAAGUGCGGCAGUUUCAUUCAGAAGUCUCACAUCGAUAUUCCAUAAGCGUGCACAAGUUGAAUUAUCUCUCCCCUAGUCUGUGUGGAGAUUCCGCGGGCCUCUGUUAUUAACACUCGCUCCAUCGGACUAGGACACGAAUUCCCGGGAUACAGGUAGGAUGCGGAUAAACCUUAAAACCAACCAAUGCACUGACUGGAGAUCUCGAGGGGCUUUGGAGCAGCGGUGGAGUGUAUGUGUGUCUGUCUGACUGUGUCUCGAUGGGGGUGGGGUCGCUGGAUCCUUACAGAGGGGGGGACACGUGUCCAGUAGGGUGUCGAAGUAAUGGGGCUGUAGGUGGAUCUAUUUAAUGUUUACUCUGUUACAGCGUUCAGCUCAGUGCACCAGGCGGGAGGCUGCGGAGCGCACGGGUCGCGCUGAUGGUGGAGAGCCUGGUGCCUGGAAGAGUGGGGUUGAGAGCAGGAUGAGCAGUUUGUAGUCACUGUGAUGACUUGCUCGGGCUGCCUUUGCCUUCUGCUCCUGACUUGGGAUAUACCGACACCCGCUGUACCUUCUCCGGCUUCUUGCCCAAACCUGACUGAGGGAUUCCGGCGUCCCUACCCUUGCCGAGGUGACAUCGUCUGAAGAUGCGGCUCGCUGCCGCCCGCUGGCCUCGCCUCCGCGGCCGUCAGCUGCUCUGUUUCGCCUUGGUUCUUCUGACCCAGCUCGCCGUCUCGCCGUCUCUGCUGACAGGUUCCGUGGCCGGUUGUGAGGAGGAAGGAGCCGUGAUAGAGAUCCCACUGAUCACAGACAACCCCUGCAUCUCCUGUCGGUGUCUGAACAAAGAGGUGCGAUGUACCAGAGAGAAGUGUCCCCCACUGCCCAAGCACUGUGCACUCGUCAUUAAACAGACCGGAGCCUGCUGCGAGAAGUGCAAAGAGUGUGUGUUGGAUGGGAAGGUAUACAACAGCUCCAAAGACUGGCUUGUCCCUUCCAAACCCUGCUUGACCCAGACCUGUCAGGAGGGUGUUAUUACUGAGUCAGAAGUGCUGUGUGUGGUCCACUGCAAGCAUCCCAUCCAGCCCAGGCAUGGCUGCUGCCCAGUGUGUCCGGGUUGUGAGUUUGGUGGACACCACUACCGGGAAGGGGAGCAAUUCUAUCCGGAUGGAGACCAUUGUAUUAAAUGUUCCUGCACGGGUGGCGCACUGCACUGUGUCCGUGAGGUCUGCCCCAUUCUCUCCUGCCCGCAUCACCUCAGCCGAGUGCCGACUGGAAAAUGUUGCCCCCGGUGCUUUGGUCAGAGACGCGUGUUUGACCUGAGUGCCAGGAGCUGCUUGUUUCACAGUAAGGUCUACGAGCAUCAAACCUCGAUUGCCUAUGAUAACUGCACCUCGUGUGUGUGCAAGGAUUCCAGCGUAAUCUGCAGGAAGCACUGUUCUCCCCCCGGGUCCUGUCGGGAUCGGGGUCAGUGCUGUGAGGAAUGUCUGUCCUACAUUUCCGCUGAGCAGUUCAAACUUUGUCGAGUUGGGAACAGGGUCUACAAGGAUGGGGAAAUGUGGUCAGCAGUUAACUGCUCGCUGUGUGUGUGCAAGAAGGGAGUGACAGAAUGUCGGAGGAAGGAGUGUCCCCCCGUCAAGGAUUGUCCAGUGGGAAAGACCAUCAACAGGAAUGGGUGCUGUGCAAUUUGUACUGAAAAACCCGGCGUCUGUACAGUGUUCGGUGACCCCCAUUAUAACACCUUUGACGGAAGGGCCUUUAACUUCCAAGGGACGUGCCAGUACGUUCUGGUGAAGGACUGCUCCCGCGCUGCCAGUUUCCAGGUGCUUGUGGAGAACGACGCUCGGCGCACACAGGCCUACUCUUGGACCAGGUCGAUCGACCUGGUGCUGAGCACGGGGACCGUCAGCCUGCUCCAGCACCUCACCGUGAAGAAGGAUGGGGUGAAGCUCGCACUGCCCUAUCAGGGUCAAAACCUUUCCAUUCAGCUGGAGGGCUACUUGCUGAAAGUAAUGACAGCAGUAGGUAUUGAGAUCUCGUGGGAUGGAGACAGUUUUGUCGAGGUUAUGGCAGCUCCCUCACUGAAGGGCAAACUCUGCGGUCUGUGCGGAAACUACAACGGACACAAACGGGAUGACCUGAUCGGUGGAGACGGCAGUUUCAAGUUUGAUGUGGAUGCCUUUGCUGAGUCGUGGCGUGUGGAGAGGAACAAAGUGUGUAAACAGGCCCAGCGAAGGCUCUGGCCUCACGUCUGCUCUGGGACUGUGAAAGUCAAGUUCCGUGCUCACAGAGAGUGCCAGAGACUCAAAUCCUGGCCCUUCAAGAACUGUCAUUCCAAGGUCGAUUAUGUCUUGUUCUACAGAUCCUGUGUCACUGACAUGUGUGAGUGCCCCAUGCACAAGAAUUGUUACUGCGAGUCUCUAAUUGCCUACACACGGGCCUGUCAGAGGGAAGGUGUGCAUGUGCACUGGAAGCCAGAGAUGAGCUGUCUGGCGACUCAGUGUAAGCACGGCGCUGUGUACAACACGUGCGGACCAGGCUGUCCGAAGACCUGUGAAAACUGGAAUGAAAUCGGCCCUUGCAAUAAGCCAUGUGUGGCAGGCUGCCACUGCCCUGCAAACUUGGUGCUUCACAGAGGACAGUGCAUCAAGCCAUCCUUGUGCCCCCGGUGAACAGCCCAAGAAUCCAUGAGGUAAAUAAGGUAAUCAGAACGCAAAUCUGGGGCAGCCGAAACCCACACUGCAUCUCCAACACAGACAAGAAGGGAACAAAGGAGCAUGCUGUUUUUUUCUGGAAUGAGCGCACGGAGAGUACGCCAUUGGACAGUAUAUGUGAAAAAGUGUGCCAUGUACACAAGCAAACUGAAACCUUAAAUUAAUACAAGAUCAAAUGGAAUGAUUUAUUUUAGUAUUCUAUGCAUUUUAGUACUCUAAAAACACACCUCCCUUGCUUCUGUGUGUGCGCUGAAGAGUUUGCUGGUUUAAGAGUGAAUGGAUGAACUCAGCAGGGAUUUCCAGUGUCAUCCUCUUCCUCAGCUGCAGGACGAGUUAUUCAACUUCUUUUUCUCAGCUGAAGCAGAAAGCAAAGGUGCCUGGCCUUGGGCCAAUUGAACUGGUUCUCUUGUGAUGCUCCAGGUGGAGACGUGACCAGGAAGUAGGGCACGGACUAUGAGCUACCCCAGUGUCACUGCCCCACAGAAUGGCUGCACCUUUGGACCAGAGUUGCUUCCUACCCAACACCCUUGGGUGUUUCCAAACAAAUGGGUGACUUUUAUGACUCCAGACAGCUGCUGAGAUUAGCUGUCAUCCUGGUAUGUGUGGGGGGGGGGGAGUAGGCAACAAGUUUUAUUCCUUUAUACUGUUGUCCUCUGCAUUAGUCCUAGGAA